Molecule: messenger RNA, 1347 nt
Organism: Python bivittatus (Burmese python)
Lineage: Eukaryota; Metazoa; Chordata; Lepidosauria; Squamata; Pythonidae
Gene: TSPAN6
Product: tetraspanin 6
Cellular component (GO): plasma membrane
Source: RefSeq, a predicted model, not a curated record
GGCCAGCAGCUGGGACCGUCGGAGUCUGGCUGCGUCUGGGCGAGCGGCGGAGCGCCGGGUCGGGGUCGGGCAUGGCGUCCUCGUCGCGGAGGCUGCAGACUAAGCCGGUCAUCACCUGCCUCAAGAGCGUCCUCCUUAUCUACACCUUCAUCUUCUGGUUCUCUGGCAUUAUCCUCCUGGCCGUGGGGAUUUGGGGGAAGGUGAGCCUGGAGGUUUACUUCUUCCUGCUGAAUGAGAAGGCCAGCAAUGUUCCUUAUGUCCUGAUUGGGGCAGGAAUGGUCAUCACCCUGUUAGGCACCUUUGGCUGUUUUGCGACCUGCCGUGGAAGCACGUGGAUGCUGAAAUUGUAUGCCAUGUUCUUAACUCUCGUCUUCCUUGUUGUGCUGGUGGCUGCUGUUCUGGGUUUUGUCUUCAGACAUGAGAUAAAGGAUAGUUUUAAGAAGAACUAUGAACAUGCUGUGAAGACUUACAAUGGGACCAAAGAUGAACGUAGCAAAGCAGUUGAUAACAUACAGAAGACAUUGCACUGCUGCGGUGUAGUGAAUUUCACUGACUGGAGAACGAGUGACCAGUUCAAACAAAAAGGCAUUCCCACCAGUUGCUGCAAGCCUUCGGAGAACUGUACAGAAGAGGUCUUGAAGGAUCUUGCUAAAGCAAGAGGCAAGGUUUAUGAACAUGGUUGUUUUAGCCUGGUGAUACAAACAAUGGACUCUGAAAUGGGCAUUGUUGCUGGAAUCUCCUUUGGCACUGCUUGUUUCCAGUUGAUUGGCAUUUUCCUGGCCUGCUGCCUCUCCCGUUCCAUCACAAAUAACCAGUAUGAGAUGGUGUAACUCUGCAAGCCAGGAGUUUGCCUCACCCUCCAAGAAUUUAUUUAAACAAGCAGACAGAAUAAAACAGAAGAGAGAGGUCUUUUAAGAGCCACUUCCCUGACGGACUUGAGCCACUGAAAACUGGUUUGAUUCGACUGCUCUCCUUUGGAUUUUAUUUGGAUUAUGUUUGAAAGGGCAAGACGAAAGAACUUUUCCUUUGGGAUUUUUUUUGGAAGUGCUCUUGGGAAAGAAUGCCAGAUCGGGGCCAGGUUGAUUAGGGGAGCUUGAUAGUCUAGCUCCUUCAGGCAAAGAUUGUAGUUGGCUGCGUUCACUCUGAAUUGUGGAAUGGAUUUCCUACAUAGUUGGUAAAUUCCUGAGGACAGUAGUUUUAAAAUAGAUUUUUAAAAAGGGAGGCUUUUCACAGUGCUAUUAGUUGCUUUGCCAUUAACCUUCAAUGUAUUUAAAUGGACAUAUUAUUUAAAUUUAUAUUAGCCUGUUCUUCCUAUUGAAAUAUAACUUAACCAACUGCUGCCUCUUA